GCCGCUCCCGGAGCCGGUCCCGGCCCCCCCCCGGCUCCCCCCCCGGCCCCCCCCGGCCCCGCCGCCAUGAAGCCCCCGGGCGCGGUGGGGACGCUGCUGCGCGCGCUCGGCCGCCGUGACGGCACCGACACGCCCCGGCAGCCCCCCGCGCCCCACAGCUUCCGGGAGAAGGCGUUCCGGCGGGGGGGGGCGUGUGCUGCCUGCCGGGAGCCCCUCGGCCCCCAGGGCCUCGUCUGCAGAGUGUGCAAGAUCACCAGCCACAAGAGAUGCGAGGCCAAGGUGACAUCGCCGUGCCAGGCUCUGCCCCCCCCCGAGUUGAGGAGGAACACGGCCCCCGUGCGACGCAGCGAGCACCUGGGCUCCACCAAGUCCCUCAAUAGCACCCGGCAGCGGAACACCCUGCCCAGGAGCUUCAGCCUGGAGCAGGUGAUGGAGCGGCAGUUCGACUUCGACCUCACCUACGUGACCGAGCGCAUCAUCUGCCUCCGCUUCCCGGGGGGGCUGGAGGAGUCGCGGUACCGGGGGCACCUGCGCGAGGUGGCACACAUGCUGACCUCCCGCCACCGCGACAAGUACACGCUCUUCAACCUGUCGGAGAAGCGCCGGGACAUCGCCCGCCUCAACCCCAAGGUGCAGGAUUUUGGGUGGCCGGACCUGCACGCGCCCCCCCUGGACAAGCUCUGCUCCAUCUGCAAGGCGAUGGAGGGCUGGCUGCGGGCGCACCCCCAGCACGUCGCCGUGCUGCACUGCAAGGGCAGUAAGGGCAAGACGGGCGUCAUCGUGGCAGCCUACAUGCACUACAGCAAGGUCUCGGCCAGCGCUGACCAGGCCCUGGGGACCCUCACCAUGAGGAAAUUCUGCGAGGAGAAGGUGGCGGCCGCGCUGCAGCCCUCCCAGAGGAGGUACAUCGAGUACUUCAGCGGGCUGCUCUCGGGGAGCAUCAAGAUGAACAGCAGCACCCUGUUCCUGCACCACGUCCUGCUGCCUGCCCUGCCCGCCUUCGAGCCCGGCGCCGGUUACCAGCCCUUCCUGAAGAUCUACCAGUCCAUGCAGCUCGUCUACACCUCGGGGGUCUACAGCACCUCGGGCCCCGGCCCCCAGAGCCUCUGCAUCACCCUGGAGCCCGCCCUGCUGCUCAAGGGGGACGUGAUGGUGAAGUGUUACCACAAGCAGAGCCGCGGUGCCGGGCGUGAGGUGGUUUUCCGGGUGCAGUUCCACACCUGCACCGUGCACGGCUCCCAGCUCGGCUUCCGCAAGGAGGAGCUGGACGAGGCCUGGCGAGACGAGCGCUUCCCCUCCGACGCCAGCGUCGAGUUCGUCUUCUCCUCCGGCCCCGAAAAGCUCAAAGGCUGGGACCCCCUCCGCAGCCACCCCGCCGUCUCCAUCGACUACAGCGUGGGGGACCCGGCCGUGCGCUGGGAUUCCUACGAGGGCUUCAACCUGCACCACCAGGACAGCCUGGAGGAGCUCUCGCACACGCGGGGGCCGCUGGACGGCAGCCCCUACGCCCAGGUGCAGAAGAAGCGGGCGCCCAGCCCCUGGACCCCCGGGGGGGCCACCGACUCCCCGUCGCCCCCCAGCCCCCCAAACGGCGGCGACUCUGGGGCCGAGCCCCCCCCCCAGCCGCCGCCGCCCCCCACCGCCGCCGAGCGCCAGGAGCUGGAGCGGCUGCUGGGGGGCUUUGGGGUGCGGGGGGCGCCCCUGGGGGAGCGGGAGACCCCCAUCCUGGAGGAUGAGCACCCCAAUACCGCGCCCUACGGCACCCCAGCACCCUACGGGACCCCAACAGCCCAGGGGACCCCGAUAUCCCAGGGGACCCCAGCACCCUACAGGACCUCGACGCCCUAUGGGACCCCAACAUCCCACGGGACCCCGAUAUCCCAGGGGACCCCGAUAUCCCAGGGGACCACAGCACCCUACGGGACCUCGACACCCUAUGGGACCCCAACAUCCCAGGGGACCCCGACAUCCCAGGGGACCCCGACAUCCCAGGGGACCCCAGCACCCUACAGCACCCCGACAUCCCACGGGUCCCCGACAUCCCACGGGACCACAGCACCCUACGGGACCCCCACACCCUAUGGGACCCCGACACCCUACAGCUCCCCGACACCCUAUAGCACCCCGACACCCUAUGGCACCCCAACACCCUAUGGCACCCCGGCCCCCCCGCUGUGCCGCCGGGCCAGCCUGGCCCCCCCCUGCUCCUGCCGCUACCGGCCCCCCGGCCCCGCCAGCCCCGAGGGACCCCGCUGCGGGGCCGAGGGGAGCCUGGAGCGGCGGCGGGGGGGCCCCGGGGGGGGCGAGAAGCGGGGGGUGCACCGCUCGCUCUCUGAGGGGUUCCCCCCCUGCGGCUACGGGCGCCAAGCGGGGGGCUACCUGCUGCUGGAGGAGCUGGCCCCCCUUUGCCCCUGCCAGGACUGCCAGGGCUGGGGGGGCGAGGGGCCCCCCCCGCUCCCCACCCCCCCGCUUUAUGGCGUGCGCUUAGAACGGGGGGGGGGAAACUGGGGGGCACCCGCUCGCCCUCCGGCCCCUGGCGAAGCCCUGGAGCCCCCCGCGUGCCCCCGUUGCGGCCACCCCGGGUUGGGGUUGGGACGGGGCCCCCCCCGGCCCCCCCCGGCCCCCCGGGACCCCUACGGCAAAGUGGGCUACGACCCCCCAGGGCUGGAGGCCCGCGAGGGCUACGGGAUCCCCGGGCAGCCGGACCCCCAGGAGCCCCCUGAGCGGAGGAGCCCGGGCGAGGGGGGGCCCUGGCGUGGGACCCCCGAAGGUCCCAGCUCGCUGCGCCGCUCCCCCCGGGACCUGGGUGCUGGUGGGUGCCCCGACACCCCGGACCCCCCCAGCACCCUCUGCCGGGGCCCCGCCGAGCCCCCCCCGCCCAGCGCCAGCACCGCCGUGAGCCCAGCCAGCCCCCGCGGCCCCCAGCCCCCCUCGCCCGGCAGCAGCACCCAUGGGUGCCCCGGAGAGGUGCCGGGCUCCCCGACCCCCGCCUUCCCCCUGCCCACGGCGUACUACGAGCCCCCCCCGGCGCAGCCCCCCCUACCCGAGAAGCGGCACCCACCAGCACCGGGGGGUCCCCGAGAUCGAGCGUCCCCCCCUCAACACGUCUCCUUCGCCCCCGAGCGCAGCCUGGGGGGCACCCAUGGGUGCCAGGGCCCCCCCGAGGCGGAGGCACCCGCAGGCGUCACCUUUGUGCAGGACACGUCCAAGUUUUGGUACAAACCCGGCCUCUCGCGGGACCAAGCCGUCGCCCUGCUGAAGGGGAAGGUGCCGGGGUCCUUCAUCAUCCGCCACAGCAGCUCCUUCCAGGGCGCCUACGGGCUGGCGCUGAAGGUGGCCACGCCGCCCCCCCACUGCCUGCCCCCCAGCAAGGGGGACCCCCAGGAGCAGCUGGUCCGACAUUUCCUCAUCGAGACGGGACCCCGGGGCGUCAAGAUCAAGGGAUGCCAGGACGAACCCCACUUCGGGAGCCUGCCGGCGCUGGUGCUGCAGCACUCCAUCACCCCCAUCUCCCUGCCCUGCGCCCUCCGCAUCCCCAGCAAAGACCCGCUGGAGGAGAGUCUGGAGGUGCCCGUGCCCCCCAACAUGAGCACGGCCGCCGACCUGCUGCGCCAGGGAGCAGCCUGCAGCGUGCUCUUCCUGGGCUCGGUGGAGACGGAGUCGCUGACGGGGCCGCAGGCGGUGGCCAAGGCCACGGGCACGGUCCUGGGGGGCACCCCCCGCCCCCCCGCCUGCACCGUCCACUUCAAGGUGUCGGCGCAGGGCAUCACCCUCACCGACAGCCAGCGCAAGCUCUUCUUCCGCCGUCACUACCCCGUCAGCAACGUCACCUACUGCAGCACGGACCCCCAGGACCGCAGGUGGGCGAAUCCAGAUGGCACCACCUCUAAGAUCUUCGGCUUCGUGGCCAAGAAGCCGGGGGGGCCGGGGGGCAACGCCUGCCACCUCUUCGCCGAGCUGGACCCCGAGCAGCCGGCCUCCGCCAUCGUCACCUUCAUCACCAAGGUCAUGCUGGGCACCCACCGCAAGUGAGGGCCCCCCCGGGCCCCCCCCAAACCAUGGGGCACUGCUGGACCCCCCCCACCCCCACCCCGUGUUGUGGGGACAGCGGCCAGGUUGGGGGGGGGGGGGU
Messenger RNA from Grus americana (Whooping crane), 4132 nucleotides. RefSeq names its product tensin 2 (gene TNS2). Gene Ontology annotation, biological process: peptidyl-tyrosine dephosphorylation. The record is from RefSeq and is a predicted model, not a curated record. NCBI's taxonomy places the organism in Eukaryota, Metazoa, Chordata, Aves, Gruiformes, Gruidae. Gene Ontology annotation, molecular function: protein binding; protein tyrosine phosphatase activity.